CAUCUAUGGAAAAUGAAUCGACAUUCGUAGCACCAGAGGGUGUCUACACCAUCACAGAGGAACACAAGCCUAAUCUUGUCCAGGCCCACGCAGUCAGUGCCGGUGUCGCCAUAUUUCCCACCAAAGUCUCCACUGUCGUCGUCCGAUUUCCACCUGCAAAGCAAGGCAGCAGUCCUGGCUUUGCCCAGCUAUUAGGAGGUAACAAGGAUGUAAAAAAGGAGAAAGGGACUAAGGAUCGCGAGGAUGGCGCUAGUCUAUCAAGUAGCGAUACUUUUGACGAAGUCGACCCACAGGCUUCAUCAACCCAAGAACACGCGACUGGCACAACUUCUUCAGUGGCCUAUGAGCACCAUACCUUAUUCUCUCAUCCCCCUUCGACAGGAAAGAAGAAGACAUUGGCACGGCCAAAGCACAACAUGCGAACUACGUCUUCCACAUUCAUCACUAGAAUGCAAACCGCGGAAGGUCUCACAAGAACUUUGCAAUCGAAGCAAGGAGAUGUGACCUUCUUGUUCUACAACGUCGCAAAAAGUUUUGUUUGGAUAGAUCCAAGUUCUAGGGCAAAAGAACCACACUCAAGAAUUACAUUUUCCGCCCAUCCUACCUGCCACGAUGUGAAUAUGUCGACCGUUUCUUCUGAGCAUCUAGAUGUGAUCAUUGGAUUUAACACUGGAGAUCUCGUGUGGCUAGCUGUCCGAUGGGUUCCUUCGUCCUCCACCCUCUUUCUGGUUUCACACGCUGAUGGAACCAUCAUCGUCUAUGACAAAGAACGAGACGAUGGCGUCUUUUCACCUCAAGACCCCAACUCUCCAUCCCCAGACCUCGGCAAUAUACCCGACCCCGAAGAUGCGACAUCUCAGAAAGAAUGGAAUCCCACUGAUAAUAUUUUUGUGACGAUGCCACCAUGGCAUCCAGUUGCAUCGGGAGGAAAUGUGUCUCUCCCCGGGAAGCCGGAAAAAGAGAAAGCAGCUCGAAAUCCUGUUAGCCACUGGAGAGUUUCACGACGCGCUGUCGUUGAUUUUGUACUCUCGCCGGACGUGAAGUAUGUAGCCGCUAUAUCAGAAGAUGGGUGCCUCCGAGUGAUCGAUACAUUAGCAGAGCAGGUUGGUCUAAUGAUUCUCAGGCUCGUUGAUUGCUAUGCAUCUUAUUUCGGAGCCUUGUCAUGUGUUGCCUGGUCUCCAGAUGGAAGGUUUAUUCUGACAGGUGGUCAGGAUGACUUGUUGACUAUCUUCUCACCUUGGGAGCAACGAGUUAUAGCUCGAUGCCAAGGGCAUUCUUCUUUCGUUUCGGCGGUAGCUUUCGAUGACCUCCGCUGCGAUGGACGAACGUAUCGGUUUGGCAGCGUUGGGGAGGACAACAAGUUGGUUUUGUGGGAUUUUUCUAGCGGUGCCCUUCAUCGCCCUAAAUUCCAACCGUCUCAUCAUCAGCGAAUCUCCAUGUCAUCAACGAUUUCGCUGGCUUUUCGACGAGACCGAUCAGCACAGCAUCUACCGUCUGUAGGAUCCUUGGGCGCAGACGUCUCAUCCCCUCGGUACCACCCCGCUCCUUCCCGGAACGAGAUUGCAGUUCUCCAACCUGUACUUAAUCUCAAUAUUCGCAAUCGCGGAUAUGGCUUUCUGGUCCCCAUCGGUCGUUCCCUCACACAGCAGGAGGAAAAAAACGAUGCAGAGGAUGACACAGAUGAUUCUGGUUCGAAUCAGUCUGGAGGCGCCCCUUCGGUGUUGGAGGAUGAUGGAGAGAAUGAAUCCGCUCAGGACUUGGAUGCAAGUAUGGAAGACCUCGAUGAAGAUGCUACGGCCGAUACAGAAGACAACGGUGAUGGAGACGCGGACGAUAUGGACGACGGACCCUCAGAUGCGUCUUGAAAUUCUGCCUGAAGGGUUGUAGCGACGCACGGUUCAAUUGCACACCAUCGUUCCGCGUCCUUCGCACUGUCUGCACUAGGUCUUCAGCGCUUCAGCAUCUUCAGGCCCUGUGUUUCUAUAAUACAAGCUAUGUAUGUAUACAAAUUUACUUCAAGAAUCAUUACCAUCAAACAAAAAUGUCCAU
Molecule: messenger RNA, 2049 nt
Organism: Laccaria bicolor S238N-H82
Lineage: Eukaryota; Fungi; Basidiomycota; Agaricomycetes; Agaricales; Hydnangiaceae
Exons: 11
Coding region: 6-1865 (619 amino acids)
Biological process (GO): carbon catabolite repression of transcription
Cellular component (GO): cell division site; cell tip; nucleus
Molecular function (GO): protein binding
Source: RefSeq, a predicted model, not a curated record